AUGCAGUGCCUUGAUAUUCUGUCGUUUAUAAUAUACCAUACUUUAAUUCAACUUUGGUUCUCAAACGAAAGAGGAAAUGAAGAUGUAGUAAACGGAAACCUGAAGUUGAUUCUGGGAUUAUUAUGGCAUCUCAUACUACGAUACCAGAUAAGUUCCAGUAAAACAAAGGUACCACCCAAAAAGUUAAUGUUAGCUUGGUUCCAUUCAAUACUUCCAGAUUUUAACAUUGCUAACUUCUCUACAGAUUGGUCGGACGGUAUAGCUUUACAUGCUCUUUUAGAUAUGUGUAGACCAGGAUUAUCGCCAAAUUGGAGAAAUCUUCUCCGCAAAAACAGAGUUGAAAAUUGUCGAACAGCGAUGACAACUGCUAAAGAUCAGCUGAAUAUACCAAUGAUGAUCAGUCCUGAGGAUUUUGCCAGUGCUGCUUUGGAUGAGAUGUCAGCCAUGACUUACUUGUCGUACUUCAUAAAACGAGACUCACCUGGUUACUAUUCAACAUUAAACUGGGUUUGUCGUCAAUUAAAAACUACCACCGUCAGUAAUCUUUCAACUGAUUGGAAUGAUGGGUACUAUCUGUGUGGUAUUGUUCAAUCUAUUGGUGGUAACAUACCAAAUUGGCCAGAUAUAGAUCGAAAUGAUUAUAUAGCAAACUGUAAGAUGGGAAUGGAAGAAGCUAAAAGACUUGGAAUAGAUCCUAUACUGACACCAGAAGAAAUGGCCGACCCUAGUGUGGACCAUCUGACAAUCAUGGCAUAUCUUAGCAAAUUUCAAAAUUUCAAACCGGCUGAGCCCAGAGUUGAAGUGGAAAAUAUUACUUUAAAGGCCGAUUUCAAAAAGGUUUAUCAGGGAAAAGUGCAAGUAUUCACAGUAGAAAUACCCAAUGAUUUGGUAGAAAGGUCGAAUGUAAAAGUAGAAGUAAAAAGUAGUUCAAGAAAUGUUAUUUGUAAUCCAGCAUGGAAAGGAAAUAAAGGAGAAUACAUCUUUACACCUAAGGAAUCAGGCAAACACACGAUUCACGUAUAUUAUAAUGAUCAAGAAGUGCCAAGAAGUCCACAAGAUUUUAUGGUAGAGCUAGAUUUAUCCAGUAUUUCAAUAGCCAGCUCUGGUCUUUAUUCCAAACUUGACGGACAAUGGCAAGUCAAGGUUGAUGUAUCUAAAGCAGGAAAUUCUGUUGUAACUAUGAUAUCAACUAAUCCUGUUGGUAAAACAGAAGAUGUACCUAUUAUUAGGACUGAUAAUAUAAUAACAGGUUCAAUCAGACCCCGUAUUUCAGGGCAAUGGACAGUAAGAACAUAUGUCGAUGGUCACAAUACCAAUAAAGAUGUUAAAUUUGACGUUUUUAAUCCAAAUUCAUGUUCGUUAACUGGGCCAGAUCAUUUGUUAGUGGGAGAAACGGGUAAAUUUUAUGCAGAUAGCACUGAAACUACGAACUACGAGGUAGAUCUACAGUUAUAUGACAGCAACAAUCAACCUAUCAGUGACUUUGACUGUAACACAGUUAAUCAUCGAACGCAACUGACCUUUAGACCAUUAAAGAUGGGAAGAUAUAAAAUAGUUGGAGAAAUUUGUGGUGAACCCAUAAAAGGAAGUCCACUGUACGUAGAAAUAAAUGACAGCAGCCAAAUUGUUGCCUCUGGUGAUGGUCUAUAUAGAGCUGCGAAAGGCGAGAAAGCAACCUUUACCGUGAAUACAAAGAAAUUGAAAGGAAACAUUAUAGUUGCGAUAACAGUUAACAAUAGAAAUAUAGAUGUUGGUAAAAGAGAACUAUAUGAAGGUUAUUAUGAAUAUGAAUAUACACCCGUAACACAUGGUGAAUACAACAUUACUAUUACCUUUGGUGGUUUACCGGUAAAAGGCAGUCCUUUUAGUGUUCAGGUUACAGACCACUCCUCUGUAGUGUUACUCACAGAUUUAUCACAAUUAAGAGAUGAAAAUGGUUUUAUGGUUUUAGAUUUUAAGAAAGACACUGUUUUAAAGCUAGAUGUCUCUAAUGCUGGACCUGGUCGGAUCAAAUCAGAAAUAUUGGGUCCUACUGGCGGCCAUUAUAUACAUCUGUAUUGGAGUGAUGUACCAUUAGCUUGUUCUCCAAUACGGGGAUACUGUGAUGGUCCUGUAUUACCUGUCGAUGCUUCUAAAGUGUGUGUUUCUGGUGAAGGCUGUGAACGAGCCAGAAAGGACGUCACGGCACAGUUCACAGUAGAUGGAAGACUGGCUGGUCCAGGAACAUGUCGAGUAGAAUUAAAGGGUGUUAAAAAUGACAUUAAUGUAAAUAUAGAUGAUAUUAAAUACAAUAGAUAUAGAUGUUCUUACUUAUCGCAUAAUACAGGUGGGUACUUACUGUAUGUCUACUGGUCGAAUAAACUGAUACAUAACUGUCCAAUGAAGGUAUCUAUAGGAGAUAAAGGGGCAGCAGCGAAAGUAAACCUUUAUGGUGACGGUUUACAAGGUGGUAUUGCUGGUGAAGAAAUGAUGUUUAUUGUUGACGCUCAAGAUGCAGGGGCAGGGGAGGUUACGGCCAACUGCAGAAGUCAACACCACAGUGCCCAAUGUGACGUAAAAGACGAAGAAAAUGGUAGGUUCAAAAUUUGGGUCCGACCACCUGAGCCUGGUAAAUACCUACUUAUUGUAACAUUUGAUGGUACAGAUAUCCCAGGGAGUCCAUUUGUCAUUAGAGUUGGUGAGCCUCCUGAUGCCAGUAAAGUGAAAGCGUUUGGUCCUGGUAUAGAAAAUGGUUUAAUUUAUAAUUAUCAAAGUAGAUUUCUGGUGGAAACCCACGGUGCCGGUGCUGGAAAGUUAGCUGUUAGAAUAAAAGGACCUAAAGCUGCUUUUAAAGCGGAGAUGUUGAGAGAAGGGAAGAAUGAUAGAACUAUUUUGUGUCAUUAUGAUCCAACAGAGCCAGGCAAAUACACCAUCUCAAUUUACUGGUCCGGACAAGAAAUUCCUGGCAGUCCAUUUAAAUCUUUGAUCUUUGAAUCCAGAGAUGAGCUCGACGAUUUUCAGAGACAAAACGGAGAUGCUAUCAUAGAAAAUGAUCAAUGGAGGCAUGAAAUUUAA
Messenger RNA from Lottia gigantea (owl limpet), 3054 nucleotides. RefSeq lists its product as hypothetical. The transcript is spliced from 20 exons. Lineage: Eukaryota; Metazoa; Mollusca; Gastropoda; Lottiidae. The record is from RefSeq and is a predicted model, not a curated record. Gene Ontology annotation, molecular function: actin filament binding. The coding region runs from base 1 to 3054 and encodes 1017 amino acids. Gene Ontology annotation, biological process: actin cytoskeleton organization.